This is a messenger RNA of Brassicogethes aeneus, 1968 nucleotides long. NCBI's taxonomy places the organism in Eukaryota, Metazoa, Arthropoda, Insecta, Coleoptera, Nitidulidae. The record is from the annotation of a GenBank genome assembly.
AUGGAUUGUGAUAGUGAGGAAAAAUCGCAUCUACUAUCCUUACCGGAUUGUUUGAUGAUGAUUUUGCUGUCUUAUUUGGAUUCUACUUCGUUGUAUCAAAUGAGCAGAACAAACUUAUACUUUAAGAACAUAAUAUCCGAUUUAUCAUUGUGGAGAUAUAUUGAUGCAAGAAAAGAACCAAAUACCACAGAAAAAGUUGCCUAUUGCGCCGAUAGAGUCCACGAAAAAACCUGCACUGCCCUUUUUAGAGCGCACAGCAAAAAAAUUGGUGUUGUACAGAGGGCCUUUUUUUCGAACAUCACCAAGUUUGAUAAUAUGAAGAUUCUAGCCUUGGAGAAUCAAUUUAUUGAUGGCAGAUAUGUAAAAUACUCGCAUUUUCCUAGAAAUUUGGAGGAGUUGAGUUUAAGAGAGAGUUACAUCAAAAUGAACAGGAACUUUUUUAAGGGGUCUUGCGAAAGAUUUACAAAAUUAAGGGUUUUGAUUUUGGAUGGCUGCCACUGGACUGAUUGCGGUUUUUUGAUGUCCAUCGCAAAAUACGAAAGUUUGGAAAUAAUUUCUCUAGUGGGGUGUAAAAGUUUGGAUAGUGACUCCAUUGCUUAUUUUGGUUUGGCCAGAUUUGGUUAUCAGAAAUUAAAGAUAUUUGACUGCAGAUUUACAGGAUACGCGCAAUCGAUCCUGAAGUCCUUCGUGAACAACCAGUCGAUCCUGGCCUACUACUUCCAGCACGAUCGCUCGUACAAGCUCGACUACGGCGACUACUUGAUGGACAGGAGGGAGCGCGACGGGCGCAAGCGCGGCUCGGACUCGCACGGCUGCAUGCAGAUGUGCUACUCGUGCUCCGAGGUGGACGACCACACGUUCAUACAGUUCAUCAACGUGGUGGGCGUGUCGGCGGUCUCGGGGUUUCCCCGCAGCGCGCUCUACAAGGACCCGUACGGGCCGUGCACCUGCGGGUACAAGGAGAGGGCCCUGGCCGAGCGGGACGUCCCAGUGCAAGAAGAGACCGCUCCAGAGCUAGACGAUAGCAGCAAAUGCAAACGUCGCAGAAUAGAUCUCCCAGAUUUUUUGACUCCAUCAGAAUACGAUGACGAAAGUAGCGAUGAUGACGCACAGUGGGUACCAUUGGAUGGGUCCAGUGGUUCAGAUGGCAAAAGACCAUCAGGAUCAAGAAAACGAAAAGGAUCAAAAUUUAGGAAAUUAAAUCAUAUUAGAACUCACAUUGUAAUCGACCUUUCCAAUCACAACAACAACGUUGCCAGCAUACCAGAAGACAUCCCGUCGUUUCCGAGCCUUGUGAAUUCGACACCGAAGACGACGUCGGAAUCGUCGCAGUCCAGCGACGACGACGACGGCGGCGGCGGCGGCGCCGGUCCCGCGAAGAAGCGAAAGCGCGACGGCGGCAGCAACGAGGCGACGCCGCGACGCUCGCCUCGCGUCUCGUCGUCCGGCAUGGCGCCGCCGCCGCGCGGCGACACCGACGAGGAGAUCGAGAACGAGCUGACGCCCGAAAAGUCCGCCGCCGGGGGCGGGGGCCGCGACGACGUCAGCCCGGCGCCGUCGCCCGAGCCGCCGCAAGGUCCUUCCAACGCCAGAAAUGAGCUUCCUGUAGCCGAACAAGUACUCAGAAGACUAAUGAACAUCGACAGACUGAACGACCCAUUCAGGGUGCAAAUUAUCUCGAUGGAAAACAACCAGGGUCGACGGGAAGAGCAGGACAUAUACCUACAACACCUUCAAAUGGAGGCAGUCCCUGAGAAAAAAAUACCUCUGAAACGCCUAUCUCUACGAGGUUAUUUGAAAAUAACCGAUAAAAUAUUAACCUGCAUUAAAGACUUGAGUCUGGACUUACUGGACUUAACGUACACUCAAUGUACAGUCGAGGGGAUAAACAACUUUUUGAGUUACAACCCGAAUUGUAGAAUUGUACAUAACAAGUUUUGUACUUGUAAACCCAGUUUACCUUUUUGA